This is a messenger RNA of Monopterus albus (swamp eel), 2254 nucleotides long. Its product is annotated as ras-related protein Rab-37. The transcript has 9 exons. The coding region runs from base 564 to 1253 and encodes 229 amino acids. Lineage: Eukaryota; Metazoa; Chordata; Actinopteri; Synbranchiformes; Synbranchidae. The record is from RefSeq and is a predicted model, not a curated record. Gene Ontology annotation, molecular function: GTPase activity; GTP binding.
AUAUUGCCAUGAUUCAGCCCUCCAUGACCCUCUCAACGAGCGACCACCACCUGUGCUGAAUGAGUCAGCUGUCAGCGCGAUUGACCCCUGCAGCGGUUUGGGGACGAUGUCAGCAUGAAAGACGGACCGAUGUGCCACUAAUAAGAAAAUGUUGUCAGAGCUGUCGACGUCCUCACAUAGCUGUAAAGUUAACCACCUUCCCACGCCAGGAUGCUACGCACCGCUCCGCAAAACCAGAGAGAUGUUUCCGCAUGUUUGGCAUUAACCGCUGACCUGAGCGGUGGUGGAUGCAGACGCCGAAGCACCGCCGCCGUUGAUUGUUGUCCAAGUUAUGCUCGUCGCUUCCGUCGUUCCGUCUUUUAAAGUGUGGCUUUUUUCCCGCUUGGGAAGCGCCUGGUGAUCAUUUUGUCCACACGCAGCAUGCGAGCAGAGGGGCUGGAGGCUGGCGGAGACUGGGACUGAGUGGCGGAGAUCUCUCACACACUGUGCGCGUCUUUCUUGGACACAUUUCGGAGAUAACUGUGGUUUGGCUCUCUAGCCUGUACUCUGUUCUUGGCAUUGCGAUGUCCACAAGAAAGGCAUCGUUGACGGACAAGCAGACUAAAAACGGAACGUCAAAAUAUGUGUUGGAGCGCUGCGCUUCUAUUAACGAGUAUUAUGAUAUUGCCUUCAAGGUGAUGAUGCUGGGAGAUUCAGCCGUGGGGAAGACGUGCCUCCUGGUGCGCUUUAAAGACGGAGCAUUUCUGGGAGGCAACUUUAUAGCCACCGUUGGAAUAGACUUUAGGAAUAAAGUGGUGGAUGUCGACAACCUGAAAGUCAAACUCCAGAUCUGGGACACGGCCGGCCAAGAGAGAUUCCGCAGUGUAACCCAUGCCUACUACAGAGAUGCUCAGGCGUUGCUUUUGCUGUAUGAUAUCACCAACAAGCCAUCAUUUGACAAUAUCAGGGCUUGGCUGUCUGAAAUACAUGACUAUGCCCAGAAGGAUGCGGUCAUCAUGUUGCUCGGCAACAAGUCAGACAUGGCUGCAGAGAGGGUGGUGAAGAUGGAGGAAGGAGAGAAGCUGGCCAAGGAAUAUGGGGUACCAUUUAUGGAGACCAGUGCGAAGACAGGUGUCAAUGUGGAGCUGGCCUUUCUCGCUAUAGCAAAGGAGCUGAAGCACAGAGCGACACAGCAACCUAAUGAGCCCAAGUUCCAGAUACACGACUACAUUGAUUCUCAGAAGCACAAGUCUGGCUGCUGUGGUCACAUGUAGCUGAUCACCAGGCAGAGUGAGAGACAGUGGGUACGAGGUAAAAAUAUCUGCUGUCCUAUCAAAAGCCAACCCCAGCACCAAACCUGAGAAGUAGAGAUCCUCACCUUCUCCGCUGAGCUUUUAGCUGAAUGAAAGUGAAUCUGGAUUGACCGCCAUCUCUUGUCUGAAAUGUGAAUUUAAAACUUUUUAUGUCAUGUGUAGAAAUGUGCGUGGUCUUUGUGGUGGCAGUUGUGUCAAAUUGCAAGUCAGGAGUUACAAUCUUAAAUGCUAUAUCCAUCUGCAGGGACAAAAAGCAAACAGAUUCAUCAUUCUACUCUUGAAAAACAUCAGUUUUAUAAGAACAAUCAAUAUGACUGUUGAUGUGGAUAUAGCUUUUUGCCAUGCAGCUCUUGGUCUGUCAUUCCAGUUUGACUAGGCUGUGAACUGAAUCCCUUUUGGCCUUACAGUCUCCAUCUUUAUUCAUUGAGAAUUUUAGUGUAUUUGAGAAAUGGACUUCAGUCUCACAGUCAGAUUGUAGCUCAAAUGAUCCUGUCUGAUCACAUCUGUACAGCUGUUAGAAUAAAGCCAACAUUCUGAGGGCGCUUGCCCACUGUGUGUCUGUCUGUACAUUCAAUUCAGGGCCAGUGAAACUUCAUUCGAAGUACUGUACAUGUAACUGUGCUGGAGGAUCGUCCCACUGUUGCACCAGGCUACGUACAAAGAGAUUAUUUUCAUGUCUUUAGUGACAGAUUCCUCAGCAUGCCCUUUACUAUUUACACACAGAGAUACACACACACACACACACACAGCACUCUUAAACAUUGUUGUCUCCUUGUAAUGAUGGAUGUUGUUGUGUAGACUGUACCAAAGUUGUAUUUGUUCACACACCACAUCGUGAAACUCGUUUCUUUGUACAAUGUUCAUUAUGAAUGUUUGCUUGUCGAACUUGCUCGAUGUCACAUUUGUCCCUCCUCUGAGGUGUCACGGUGAUCACAAAGUGCCAUGACAAAGUGCUUUGUUAU